This is a messenger RNA of Hyaloscypha bicolor E, 3384 nucleotides long. RefSeq lists its product as uncharacterized. Lineage: Eukaryota; Fungi; Ascomycota; Leotiomycetes; Helotiales; Hyaloscyphaceae. The transcript is spliced from 2 exons. The record is from RefSeq and is a predicted model, not a curated record. The coding region runs from base 96 to 3089 and encodes 997 amino acids.
GCAUUUACCCUGCACUCCAGCUCCAACAAUCGAGACCUAGCUCGAUUUCCAAUCUUAGAAGCCCCUCAAAGGCGUGAAAAGAUAGCCUUGGCCAAAUGGCCCUCGAUCCCUUCAUAGCCAUCGGCCUAGCCGGCAAUGUUGUCCAGUUUGUUGACUUCGCGGGCAAAAUGGUCGCAAAGAGUUUGAAGCUAUACAGGUCGUACCCAGGGGAGCCAGCAGAGAAUGCCUCGCUCGAGCAAGUCACCGGCGAGCUUCGCAGCCUUACUAAGGGGCUAGCCAUUCGCUUUGACCCUGGUGACUCGGAGCCUGAUGCCGGUAUCUUGAGCGUUGCUCAUGCGUGUAAAACUGAGGCAGAGAAGCUUCUUUCCGUUCUGGAGAGACUGAAGAUCAAGCAUGGCUCUCGUAUAUUGCAAAGCGCCCAUCAGGCAUUGGCUGAUGAGUGGAAGAAGGAUACAAUUGAGGAGUUGCGGACCAAUCUAGGGCGGCUCCAGACGCAGUUGUUACUACAUCUUGUCAAGCUGACGAAUGAGACGCAGUCGAGCAUUAGUAAAGACAUCCGAGAACUUAGUGCUACAAGCAAGGAAAUGAACAUGAACACGUCUGACCGGCUCGAUUAUCUGGCAUUUUCCAUAGCAGAGCUUAGGUCAGAUAUAGUCGAAAAUAUCGCCAGUGACCUGGAUACCUCUACGACAAGUCACUCGAAACGGAAUAUACCUCUCAGCAGCACCGAGUUAGGCCUUCUGCAGCAACCAGAUUUCCGAGAAGGCGUAGUAGGCCGCCUAGUCGCUCCAGUCAUUAACAUACCCUACGAUAACGACGAUGUGAAGAAACUCUCGACAAAGCUCCACAAUAUGGCAACGACAGGCUGUACCUUAGCUACUGAACAGGAUAUUCUCCACAGCCUGAAAUUCGAAGCUAUGAGAAUGAGAGAAUCGAAUAUCGCCAUUGCCCACAUCAAGACCUUCGACUGGAUUAUGGAACCUCGGACAAGCAUUAGCGAUGAAGUAUCGCAGAAUCAUUUUAUCGACUGGCUGCGCUACAAAAGCGGGAUUUUCUGGAUAUCAGGAAAGCCUGGAUCUGGAAAAUCGACGCUCCUGAAAUAUCUUGUCAAUCACCCAAAAAUGCAGUCGUCGUUACGAAUAUGGGCAGGCCAUCAAGUAUUGGUAACGGGAUGUUUCUUUUUCUGGAAUGCUGGAAAACCUAUGCAGAAAUCUCAGCAAGGUUUGCUCCAAUCCCUGCUUUUUGAAGUGCUACGGCAAUGCCCUUCUUUAAUCGGAACCACGUUCCCGUCUCGUUGGAAGGAUUUGCAGGGCCUAAAAGGCAAUCGCCAUGUUUUGACUGACUGGACUCUUGACGAGUUGAAGGGAGGUCUCAAACGACUCGUGAAAGCGGAUAUCACAUCCGCUAAAUUUUGCUUUUUCAUUGAUGGGCUUGAUGAGUACGAUGGCUACUCUACAGACAUCACUGAGACCUUGAACGACUUUACCACCUCAGCCCACAUCAAAAUCUGUCUGUCAAGUCGACCAUGGCCGGCCUUCCAGACUGCAUAUGGGGAUCCGACUAGAGCACUCAAACUCCAAGAUCUUACCAGAGAUGAUAUUCGACUGUACGUUCGGGAAAAACUUGAAGAACACAAGACCUUCAUUCUCCUCAAGAAUGAAGAUCCCCGUUACAUGAAUCUCGUGGAAGAAAUUGUUGGAAAGGCUGAGGGAGUCUUUCUCUGGGUAGUUCUUGUUGUUCAGUCCUUCAAAGAAGGGAUUUCGAAUGCGGAUUCGAUCUCGAUCUUAACGAAGAGACUUCGCGAGUUACCUUCAGAUCUCGACAAGUUUUUCCGUCAUAUCCUCGGUCAGGUUGACAAGGUUUAUUGGGAAGGGACGACCCAAGCAUUUGAAAUGGCCAUUUGCGGAGCAGAGCAACUACCCCUUUGGUUAUACUCCGUUCUUGACGAGGAAGAUCCCGACUUCGCGAUCAAAGCUCAACUUGAGCCUCUUUCCGUUCUUGAAGUAGAAAAGAUGGGCGGCAACCUGGAAAAGCGCUUGAACGCUCGUUGCAGAGGGCUGCUAGAAGUCGUAUCAGUCAAUCCGUAUCCGGAUAUCUUCUCGAAAAAUAAAGUGGACUUCCUACAUCGGACUGUUCGAGACUUUCUUCGCAUGGACGAUAUUCAAAAAUUGCUGGCCGAACGAUUGGAAAAGCCCUUUGACCCUAGUCUUACUCUCUGCAAGGCAUUACUGGCUCAAGCUAAAGCUGUGUCGGCAUUCGAGACAACGCAGCUGGAGAAGAUUUUCUCGGACUUCUCAUACUAUGCUCGACGAACUACGAAGCUCAACCCAGCGUCCCCAACAUUACCCCUAGAUGCAAUCACGCGGCUUGCCCAGCCAAAACAAACCCAACUAAAACAAAGUUCGGCUCUGCCCUCGCUUCAUCCAUUGGUAAUACAGAAGUGCCGCCUCCUGAACAUGGAGCAACAACUCCAAGGUACAACAAGGCCAGUGCAGUCGGAUCAAGCAGCUGCGCUUCUUGAAGUAGCACUUCUACCUUCGUGUAAUAGUUUGGGGCAUGAAGAGUACAUACACCCCCAUAUAGUGCAGUUGCUCCUAGAACACGGCGCAGACCCAAACCACGACGAGAGUAAUCUAGGAGGCACGAUAUGGAUCCGAUUCCUGGAUCGGAUUUACAGGCAACCCUCACCCUUGGACGAAGAGAGAAAUACUUGGUUUAUGGUCAUAGAUAGGCUUCUUCGUGGUGGUGCAGAUCCCACCGCCACAGUUAAGGUCCAAGAUGAGAAUCUCCCUAUUGAGGCUCUUUUCUCACAGAUUUUCAAGCCUGGACACGCAAUGAUGCUGACGCGUUUGUUGUCUAUGAGGCAAAGAUUGUGGACCGAAGUCAGCAAACUUCCGGAUUCAAGGCCAGAGAAGUUACCUGCAAAGAAUUCCCCUCUAGGGAAUUCUUCUCCACCCGAAUCGCCUCCACAAAUUUUGCACACACAGAACAUACCUCCGUUAGAGUCAGAAACUGAGCUAGAGAUUAGCGAUGGUCAGGUGAAACCCGGCCGUCGCUGGCGAACGAAAUGGCUUUUUGGAAAGCGGUAAUGGCAACCAAGCUUCUGCCAAUGGACCAUGCACAUAAAGAAGACACAAAGCACUCCUUAGCACGGAUAUGUAUACAGACGUAGAUGGGAACCAGUCCGCUCAGCAGAGGUUACCGGUCACUUUCGGGUGAUGAAGUGAGGUGCGUUUACAACUGUAGACGCAGUUCGGCAACUGGUGCCAAAACUGGGCUACUCCGGCAUAGCAGUCCUACGGACAGCUAGAACCGAGUAUAAAUGAAUAAAUCAAUCAAUGAUAAUAGCCAAGAAUAGUUCUUGGUUAUGUGACCUUUUGCCAG